Gilbertella persicaria is the source of this 2040-nucleotide messenger RNA. RefSeq lists its product as uncharacterized. The record is from RefSeq and is a predicted model, not a curated record. The transcript has 5 exons. The coding region runs from base 1 to 2040 and encodes 679 amino acids. Lineage: Eukaryota; Fungi; Mucoromycota; Mucoromycetes; Mucorales; Choanephoraceae.
AUGAGCUUUGACACAACAAAUUUAUUGACUUUGAACAACGAACCUUUCCCGACUCAACCGCAAUCCUCAUCAUCCUCAUCAUCAGAUCAAAAACAAAUUUCGAAACUCAUUCUAAAAACAGCAUUACAAAAGGCCAAUGCUGCUGUUCAAUGCGACUCAACAAACGACGUUAUGGGCGCUAUUAGUGCAUACAAGGAAGCUAUCACUCUACUAGGGCGCGUUCUCGUUACAGUAGACAAGCAAAACGAUAAGCGCCGUUUACAAGAAAUCUACGACUCAUAUUCUGAAAGAAUUCGACUUUUGAACUCCAUUACUCAAAGGCCAAGCAACGAAGAACAUCAAGAAGCUCCUGUUCGCAGUUUAAAUAUCAGCUCAACACUUCAAGAAACAAAGUGUUCAAUUGAAUCUUCACCAAGCCACACUCAUGCUUGGCAGGAUAAUAAUGCUCAUCUUUCAAGUUCCACUACUCGGCUUGUUAGUCAAAAGGAGUUGACAAAAAUUCCCACUUCACCCACUACACCUCAAUUACAAUCCUCAAAAAGCACACCUACACACUUAUUCUUUGAACACAAACCACACAAUGAUGACUCAGACUCUGAAGAAGAUGAUGAAUGUAGCCAUCAUGAACCUAUGCCAACCAUGCAUAUCAGUAUAGCAAGAGGAAGACGAUCGAGCUCAAUUAGCUCUAUUGAAUCAGCGCUUUCAUAUGAAAGCGCUGCUGUUGAACAACCUGCCAUGACCUUACCUUCCUUGAGAAAAAAAGACGAAGAUAAUACACCUAUACCAAGACUUAAGACUGCUUUUCGUGCACGCACAAGUAGUCUCCCUCGACCCUCAUUAAUGCAGAGAUCUUCGUCGAUGUCUACUGUAGAGACCCUGGGAUCGCAUGUUGAUCCUUCUAUUGCUUCCUCGAUAGAAGAAGAGCAGGAAGAAGCCAUUGUGCCGGAAGAAGAAUAUAGACACCCCAUCACGAUCGAUACAUCUCAGCAAACCAUUUCUCGUCCCGGCUUCAUUCGACCUUCCAUAAGCGGAUUAGGGUCCAUGCGCAAAAAAGCGGUGAAUCGAUUAUCAAUGGAAGGAUUUGUUGGACGCAACAAGGAUAAAAUAGCAAGUUCGCCGUCCAACGGAAGCAGUUUUAGCAUCUUCUUAAAAGAUCCAAUAAAACCUGCAGCUGAAUCGGAUUGUAUGGACACAAAUCAUAUCGCUGUUUCUUAUCAACAACCACACUAUGAGGAUUCCAUGUCGAAUCAAUACAAUGGCAACAGAAGACCUUCUUCAGCAAGUCAUCAGCUGAAUGGCAAUCACCUCAAGCUAUUACUUGCAAUAGAAAAAAGUAUGAUUGAAGGUGCACAUGUUACACAAAGACUUUAUAUACCCAAAAAUUUAUGGCAACAGCCCAACAUUCGCCUUUCGUCUAUUGAUAUCAAAAUAUCUGCAUGUGAAUCCAUUAUCAAUGAUAUUGCUCGGCUUGAGAACUGGUCUUAUUUAGACGAUUUAGUAAGUUCAACAAGAUUACUCGAUCACUUUGAGAACUCUAUGGAUCAACUUCAAAACGCAUUAGCUAAAAAGCUAAAAAAGGACAGUAUGAAUGCAGAGAGCCCAAACUCAUCGAAUGGAAGUGUUGUUGGGUCAAGCAAUGCCAGUAUACACAGCACACACAGUCGGGAUUCCAUGGCCACUAUAGGCAGUAAAAUUGAAAAUAACAAAAAGACGCAAUCGUUUAUGUCCUGGAGUACUAAACUGACAAAAUCAGUGGAAAGGAUGAAUGCAUUCAGUCUGACAAAAACAGAGGAUCAAUUUAAGAAUUAUAUCGAGGCGUUACAAAAGCUGUUUUUAAAGAUUCAUGUCUUGGAACAUUGGCUCGACUAUUAUUGUGUUGAAAAGAGAAAGUCAAAACAACCUCAACAUGAUGUGCUGAUAAUGAAAUUAACCAAGAUUUGUACAAUCAUUACUAACUUAAUUGGUGGUUUUGUUGUAAGAGAUAUCACUGUCUUGCUAGCUAAAUGGCUAAAAAGAGGUGGUUCAUGGGUGAAUGAGUAG